Aspergillus vadensis CBS 113365 is the source of this 623-nucleotide messenger RNA. RefSeq lists its product as uncharacterized. The record is from RefSeq and is a predicted model, not a curated record. The transcript has 2 exons. The coding region runs from base 1 to 435 and encodes 144 amino acids. Lineage: Eukaryota; Fungi; Ascomycota; Eurotiomycetes; Eurotiales; Aspergillaceae.
AUGGCAAUGAGGCCAUCCUCGGUCGGCAACGAUCUCGAUGCGAACUGCCUUCACGUGGCUGCACUGGACGAUCGGCCUCAGGGGUCCCACGACCGGCGAACUGCCGUAAGCGGCGUAAGCGUACCGUAUUGGGCUUCUGGGCUUCCAGUGAAGGCUCCAUCCACCCACGGUACCAUUCCGUUCGCGCCAGAGCAGUUGGCACUUAGCCUUUUUGCUUGCAUCGUCCUCCUUGCAGACAUUGGUUCAGCUUGGGAUCAGGGUGAGGGCGGCAAAUGCGACAGAUUCUAUGCUCGCUUUAUCCACAACCUAUCUACAGGUGAGGAGGUUCUGAGCUCGAGUGGCCAGGUGCAUGGCUCUGCUGUAGACCCCUUUCAACAACUCCCCGCGGCGUGUUAUGUCACUUUGACCGUCAAAGCCCAUAGGAGGAAGCAUUAGAGACCGUCGUCCAAGCUCCGUAGCCACGAUUACUAGUUUUACUACGUGGUGCACAAGCCUAAGUGGCUGCAGCGGUUGGUUGGGACAUGGUAGCAGGGGGAGGGGGGGGGAGGAUAGUUGUCGGUAAUGGCCAACAAUACCUGCCCGACAUCUAGCUCACAGUACCUACCACAUGGCCUGAUUCCAGC